This is a messenger RNA of Cotesia congregata, 765 nucleotides long. The record is from the annotation of a GenBank genome assembly. Lineage: Eukaryota; Metazoa; Arthropoda; Insecta; Hymenoptera; Braconidae.
UCGAGAAAUAAAGAAGAAGAAGCAUCAAAAACAGAGAAGAGAGACGCAAACUACACAGAGGAUACGUCAAGGCCAGCAACAAAAGAACGCGUCAUCAACAGGGCUCCGAGAAAUAGGAAAGUCGGCCAAUCAUUUAGAAAAGGGCACAGGAGUACAGUAAAUGCAGAUCACAAUUCAACUGAGCAUCUUGGCACUCAGACGUUAGAGGACAUUUUUGGGAACGGUGUCCGGGACAGCGAACCAGAAGAAGAAUUAUCAAGAGAAACAGCGGUGACGAUGGAAACAGAAGAAGGGCGGCUGAAGCGCAUCAUAUCGCUUAUGAGACACAUUCCGGUAUUUUCAGGAGAGGGCGAUGUUGAACCAUUUAUCGAUGCUAUUGAAUAUUGUACUCCGAAGUUAAAAGCCGGAGAUGAAGGAACCUUCAUUUUCGAAUUAGCGUCCAGACUUUCAGGCGUCGCGGUUUGUAGUAUGAGAACAGUCAUGAAAACAGCGGAAACAAUUGAUGAAGUUAGAGAAAAAUUGCGACAAAAUUUUGGGCGUACCGAGGAGUUUUUCGCAAUAUUAAAUCGGCUAACAAAAGUAUUGCAGGAAGAGAGGGAGAGCGUAGCAAAAUUCGGGGCGCGAAUAGAAAGUAUGAGAAGUCAAGCAACUAACAAAAUUGACAGGAGCGCACUGCCAGCGGAUCAAAAACAAUAUCGGAAGAAUGAUCUAAAUGCAGCAGCCCUAGAAACAUUCGUUGUAGGACUUGCACCGCAGCUAUCAUUU